AUGAAGACUUCCACGGUGCUACUGCACGCAAGUGCGGCUUCCGCUUCCACAAUCGUUCCUCGACAAAGCUCAAGCAACACAGCAACUGUUGAUCUGUCAGUCAAACGUGGAACGCCAGGACAUCUAGCAUCCGGCUUCAUCUAUGGCAUUCCAGAUACAAAUGUGGACCACUUCUACACUGACAUGGGCUUCAACUACGCCAGAGUUGGAGACGCGUAUCGUGCUCGUUUCCAGUCCACCAAGAACAACUACAUCACAUCAAGGAAAUAUGGAGCCAAGGUUAUCAUUCUCCCACACGACAUCUGGGGCACCGAUCAUGCCGACAGCUCCACAGUGUGGCCAGGCGAUAACGGCAACUGGGCCGAUUAUGACAAGUUCCUGAACCAGCUUAUUGGCGAUCUCAAGAGCAACAACAUGCUUCAAGGCCUUGUGUUCGAUAUCUGGAACGAGCCUGGUCUUGGUGGCGGUACCUGUUGUUUCUGGCAGCGAUCACAAGCCCAGUAUUUGGACCUCUACGUCCGCACCCACAAGCGCAUCCGCUCAGACAGCGCUUUGAACGGUGUCCUCAUCAGCGGACCCUCAUCCUCCAGCCAGCCCGGCUCCUCCUUUUGGACUGCCUGGCUGCAGCGCAUUGUCUAG
Fulvia fulva is the source of this 639-nucleotide messenger RNA. RefSeq lists its product as uncharacterized. The record is from RefSeq and is a predicted model, not a curated record. The transcript has 4 exons. NCBI's taxonomy places the organism in Eukaryota, Fungi, Ascomycota, Dothideomycetes, Mycosphaerellales, Mycosphaerellaceae. Bases 1 to 639 code for a protein of 212 amino acids.